This is a messenger RNA of Fusarium keratoplasticum, 1485 nucleotides long. RefSeq lists its product as uncharacterized. Gene Ontology annotation, molecular function: L-lactate dehydrogenase (cytochrome) activity; heme binding. The transcript is spliced from 4 exons. The record is from RefSeq and is a predicted model, not a curated record. Gene Ontology annotation, biological process: lactate metabolic process. Bases 1 to 1485 code for a protein of 494 amino acids. Lineage: Eukaryota; Fungi; Ascomycota; Sordariomycetes; Hypocreales; Nectriaceae.
AUGGCCCUAAAAGGAGCUGAAGUCGCUGAGCAUAACAGCGCCAAGUCGUGCUGGGUCAUUGUCCAUGGCAAGGCAUAUGACGUAACAGACUUUCUCCCCGACCACCCCGGAGGUUCCAAGAUUAUUCUCCGAUAUGCCGGCAAAGACGCAACCGAUGAAUUUGACCCUGUUCACCCUCCCGACACACUCGAGAAAUAUCUCGACAAGUCCAAACAUCUAGGUCCCGUUGACAUGUCAACAGUGGAGGAAGAAGAGAAGGAGGAAGACCCAGAUGAGGCCGAACGAUUGGAACGUCUCUCUCAAAAGCCACUCCUUUCGCAAUGCUAUAAUCUACUCGACUUUGAGGCCGUGGCACGACGCGUUAUGAAGAAGACGGCCUGGGGUUAUUACUCUAGUGGUGCUGAUGAUGAGAUUACGAUGCGAGAGAAUCACAGCGCUUUCCAUCGCGUCUGGUUCCGCCCUCGAGUUCUGGUUGAUGUCGAACACGUCGACUUUUCUACCACGAUGUUGGGAACGAAAUGCUCGAUCCCUUUCUACGUCACUGCCACAGCCCUUGGCAAGCUCGGCCAUCCUGAAGGCGAAGUCAUCUUGACCCGGGCCGCACACAAACACGACGUAAUUCAGAUGAUUCCCACGCUUGCCUCUUGCUCACUAGACGAAAUCCUCGAUGCGCAGCAAGGAGCUCAGGUUCAAUGGCUGCAGCUUUACGUCAACAAGGAUCGAGAAAUCACAAGGAAAAUCAUUCAACAUGCCGAAAAGAGAGGCUGCAAAGGUCUUUUUAUCACAGUCGACGCGCCGCAGCUAGGCAGGCGAGAGAAGGAUAUGAGAAGCAAAUUCACUGAUCCCGGCAGCGAUGUUCAAAGUGGGCACGAAACCGACAACAGUCAAGGUGCCGCCAGGGCUAUCUCAAGCUUCAUCGAUCCGGCUCUCUCGUGGAAGGAUAUUCCUUGGUUUCAAAGCAUUACAUCAAUGCCCAUUGUUCUCAAGGGUGUGCAACGCGUCGAAGAUGCUGUCAAGGCUGCUGAGAUGGGCGUUCAAGGCAUUGUUCUUUCCAACCAUGGUGGUCGACAAUUAGACACUGCGCCAUCAGCUAUUGAAGUUCUGGCUGAGACGAUGCCGGUUCUGCGUGAGCAGGGGCUUGACUCGAAAAUGGAGGUUUUCAUCGAUGGAGGUAUCCGACGAAGCACCGAUAUCAUCAAGGCCUUGUGUCUCGGUGCAAAGGGCGUGGGUAUCGGUCGCCCGUUCCUGUAUGCCAUGAGCUCUUAUGGCCAAGAAGGCGUAGAGAGGGCUAUGCAGCUACUCAAGGACGAGAUGGAGAUGAACAUGAGGUUGAUAGGAUGCGCAAAGGUUGAGGAUCUCAACCCAAGCCUUGUGGACUGCCGGGCUUUGUCAUCGCACGCAGGUGGUGUCCCGGCUGACAACUUGUCGUCGGCUGUGUAUGACCCGUUGGCUGUGCCAUCUCAGAGGCCCAAGGCUAAACUAUAG